Messenger RNA from Diuraphis noxia (Russian wheat aphid), 1483 nucleotides. Its product is annotated as allatostatin-A receptor-like. The record is from RefSeq and is a predicted model, not a curated record. Gene Ontology annotation, biological process: G protein-coupled receptor signaling pathway. Gene Ontology annotation, cellular component: plasma membrane. Gene Ontology annotation, molecular function: G protein-coupled receptor activity. NCBI's taxonomy places the organism in Eukaryota, Metazoa, Arthropoda, Insecta, Hemiptera, Aphididae.
AUGUUCGUCUGUUGUCCGUUCUCUCGGGCGCCGCAGGUGGAGCGCAUCGUUUCGCUGGCCGUGCCCAUACUGUUCGGCAUCAUCGUGGUGGUCGGACUGCUUGGCAACCUGCUGGUGGUGAUCGUGGUGAUGGCCAACCAGCAGAUGCGGAGCACCACCAACCUGCUGAUCAUCAACCUGGCGCUGGCCGACCUGCUGUUCAUCGUGUUCUGCGUGCCGUUCACCGCCGUCGACUACAUGCUGCCGUACUGGCCGUUCGGCGACGUCUGGUGCAAAAUGGUGCAGUACCUGAUCGUGGUGACCGCGUACGCKAGCGUCUACACGCUGGUGCUCAUGUCSCUGGACCGUUUCCUGGCCGUCGUCCACCCGAUCGCCUCCAUAUACGUGCGCACCGAGCGGAACGCGUCGUCCGCCAUACUCGUCACGUGGGUGCUGAUCGUGCUGCUCGCGUUACCUGUUCUCGCCAGACACGGCGAGGUCACGUACACGUUCUCCAGCACCGAGCACACGGCGUGCAUAUUCCUCGACCGCGACCAGAAGACCCGACCGGACGGUUACAACAAGCCCGCGUACCAGAUAUUCUUCUUCCUCACGUCGUACGCGAUACCUCUGGCUAUCAUAUGCAUCCUGUACGUGCUGAUGCUGAUGAGACUGUGGAAAGGAGUGAACCCAGGCGGACAACCACCGUCGGCAGAGAGCAGGAGGGGAAAGAAACGAGUGACCCGAAUGGUCGUUGUCGUGGUCGCCAUAUUCGCYUUCUGCUGGUUCCCGAUACAGGUUAUAUUGGUGCUAAAAAGCAUUAACUAUUAUGAAAUCACGACGAUCAGUGUUAUCGUCCAGAUAGUCAGCCAUUGUCUUGCGUACACCAACUCAUGCCUAAAUCCAAUAUUAUACGCGUUCUUGUCGGAAAAUUUCCGGAAGGCAUUCAGAAAAGUGAUAAUUCCAUGGAGACCGGAAGUGAACGUCCAAGGAAGAUUUGCAAAUGGAGACGCCCGGUCGAUGGCUGUCACUAGGACGACUAGGACGACUAACAACGAUAUUCUUUGAAAUAUUGGAAAGAAAACAUCGAAAUAAGACCAUGGAUAAAACAUUUAAGAUCCGAGUGACACGAGAACGUAUAUCAAACACGGAGCUCAAUACAAAAUGAAAACCAAUAUUGCAUGUUACUAUACAUAAACGUAGUCAAAAUACAAUAUUAUAUAUACUAUAUAUAUCGUAAUAUUAUAGAUGUAAAAUAAGUAUGUUAAAAUUAAUGAGAUUAUAAUAAGUUACUAUUGUAAGUCAAAUUAUUAUAUUACCACUUUGUUGCUUUCAUGUUAAAUCAUAAGAUAUUUUUUAAAAUACCAACACCUUAGAAUGUAUCUAAACGUAUGAUGUACGUAUUAAUCAUAAUUCAAAAAACAUUUUCAAGUACGUAUUCGUUUUGUUGAUGUAAAUAAAAACGCGAUUGUAUACAAUAAAAAUUUUUUUUAAUAUAAUAAUA